Messenger RNA from Stomoxys calcitrans (stable fly), 2979 nucleotides. It is a transcript of the gene Etl1, whose product is annotated as SWI/SNF-related matrix-associated actin-dependent regulator of chromatin subfamily A containing DEAD/H box 1 homolog. NCBI's taxonomy places the organism in Eukaryota, Metazoa, Arthropoda, Insecta, Diptera, Muscidae. Bases 160 to 2736 code for a protein of 858 amino acids. The transcript has 7 exons. The record is from RefSeq and is a predicted model, not a curated record. Gene Ontology annotation, molecular function: chromatin binding; ATP binding; ATP-dependent chromatin remodeler activity. Gene Ontology annotation, cellular component: nucleus.
UUAAUCGAUUAGUCAAAAGUCGGCUUCGGCUUUAGAUCCCAAGUUGUGUCUAGGUCUAGAAAAGCAAGAAAUCUCAAUUAAAUUUCAAUACCUGGUAAAUGCUUACAAGUUUUUAUAAAUUAAACUGUCCACUUUGCUGUUUUUGACUUGAGUGAGAAAAUGUCAGAAUCCGAAGCAGCCGUAGUAAAGCCAGCUGCCAAAUCGAGCAGCAUAAGUGAUUUGCGGCAGUUUCGGAUAAAUAAAGCAGCAGGAACUGGACAAAAGAAAACAGAACGUGUUCCUGGGAAGAAACGUAUACAAGUAAUGGCCGACAGCGAUAGCGAUAGCACUGAUAUGGGCAAUUCUCCCAAGAAAACCAAAAUCGAGCUGAGUGUAAAGGAGAGAGAGGAGCGUUUUUUGGCAGCCGCUAAAAUGUCCACGGAAUAUGAUACAAUGGACAUACAAGAUGCAUUGGUAAGAUGCAGCUGGAGCGUUUCAGACGCAGUGGCAUAUCUUAGAGAGAAAUGUGCUCCCAAAUUGAUUGCUUCUAACAAAAUUGUCCCAAAUGCUAUGGCAAAUGAUACAAAGCCAGCUUCAAAUAAGCAGGUUUCCACAACAAAUGGAAGCACUAAACAUGCGACUAAACAAAAGAAAUCCAAUCAUUCCGAAUCAGAAGCAGACGAUUCUGGUGAUGAGGCUUAUGCUAAGGAUCAAGUGUACGAUAGUGAGGACAGUGAUACAGAGGGCUCUAAAGAAAUGACGGGCCAACGUAAAAAAGUAUUUGAGUUUAUGAAUACCGCCUCGUUGAUAGAAUUACAGACUGUGAAGUCACUGUCCGAGAAGAAAGCCAGUAUAAUAGUCGACAUGAGGCCUUUCAAGGAUUGGACUGAUCUUCGCCAAAAGCUGGUCUCGAACAAAGCAUUGUCCGCUGAGUUGUUAAAUAAUGCACAGGAAUUGAUAAACAAGCAAAAUAAUGUUGCGACUAUUUUAGCGAAAUGCAACAAACUAGUGCAGAGGUUGGAAGCUGCAAUUGAGGCCGGUGCAGGCAUUGUGGAACAGCCGAAAAUACUAAACGACAAAUUCAAGCUGGCUGACUAUCAAUUAAUCGGGCUCAAUUGGCUUACGGUGAUGAAUAAACAACAAAUGAACGGGAUUUUGGCGGAUGAAAUGGGUCUGGGAAAGACAAUACAGGUUAUAGCAUUUUUGGCGUAUCUUAAGGAAAAUAAACUAUCAAAGGCAGCUCAUUUGAUUGUUGUGCCCUCUUCCACGUUAGACAAUUGGGCUGCUGAAAUCGCCAGGUGGUGCCCAAGUUUAAUUGUGGAAAAGUACCAUGGUUCCCAAGAAGAAAGAAGGCGUAUGCGAAUACGAUUCGCUAAGGAAGGAUUCACUGGUUUCGACGUACUCCUAACUACCUAUCAUAUUGUCGCUAGUACUCCUGAAGAACGCAAAAUGUUCCGCGUUAGUAAAUUGCACUAUGUAAUUUUUGACGAGGCUCACAUGUUAAAAAAUAUGACAACGCAACGAUAUGCCAAUUUGAUUAAUAUAAAUGCUGAAAUGCGUAUUUUACUCACAGGCACACCGCUUCAAAAUAAUCUACUUGAGCUGAUGUCGCUGCUUUGCUUUGUCAUGCCUAGCUUUUUCGGAAAAAAUGUGGAGGACAUCAAAAGUUUGUUCGCUAAGAAAAAUAAAGUCGAAAAUGGCAAUGAGGAAAUGUCCCAAUUUCAGGAGACACAGGUGGAAAGAGCCAAACGUAUAAUGAAACCUUUUGUUCUGCGUCGCUUAAAGAAAGAUGUAUUAAACCAUUUGCCAAAAAAACACACGUACAUUAAUAAAAUUUGUAUGACAGAAACUCAAAAGCGGUAUUACAACGAUUUGGUGGAGUACUAUUCAAAUAAUCGUGGGGAAAUUUGCACCGGUGACCGUGCUGGAGUUUCAAUCAUGAUGGAAAUGCGGAAACUUGCCAAUCAUCCUUUAUUGGGCCGCUAUUAUUUCAGUGACGACAAACUGAGGGAAUUCUCUAAACGCUUGGCUACUGUUGCGACAUAUAAGAAAACAAAUCCGCAGUAUAUUUUUGAAGAAAUGGCAGUAAUGUCCGAUUUCCAAGUAUGGCAGUUGUGUAAUAAACACGAACUCUUUGAUGUCACAAUACCUGAUAGACUUAUAUGUGAGUCUGGUAAAUUUAAGUAUUUAGAUACUCUCUUGCCCAAAUUGAAGCAGGAGGGUCAUCGCGUACUCAUAUUCAGCCAGUUUACAAUGAUGCUCGACAUCGUUGAACGAUAUUUGGAUAUACGCAAACAUGGCUACUUCCGCCUUGACGGCUCCACAGCCGUGGAGGAGCGGCAAGAUAUGAUCAAUGACUUUAACACAGAUUCGGACAUAUUUAUAUUCCUUUUGUCUACAAAAGCAGGUGGUGUUGGUAUCAAUCUAACGGCUGCCGACACAUGUGUAAUCCAUGACAUCGACUUUAAUCCCUACAACGAUAAGCAAGCCGAGGAUCGUUGCCACCGCAUGGGUCAAACGAGGCAGGUUAGCAUUUAUCGUUUAAUAUCGGAAGGCACCAUCGAGGAAGGUAUGUUGAUGGUAGCCGAGGAGAAACUUAAAUUGGAACAAGAUAUCACUGCAUCGAACGAGAAAGGUGAAGUUCAGGAAACAAAAUGCGUUGUGAGGCUCCUAACUAUGGCUCUUGGCCUGGACAAGGAGGAGGAAGAGCUUCUCAACAAGUCCAUCAACAAUUCGUUAUCGUCACCUUCCAAGUAAACUCUAAUACUAAACAUUUGUAUUGCUAACGAAGUCCACUACCUUUCAAAUGUCUUUAUUGUUUAUUAAUUUAUUGGUACAAAUUGAAAUCCGCCACGAUCCUUCUCAUUGCACUUGUGUUGAUCCGUUUACAAAAACGUCAUUUUGUUGUCGAUUUUUAAUCUUUUCCUAAGCUGGCUGUAGUGCUGUGUGUGCAUUCUAAUAGUUUUCACAAUUCACAUAAUAUGUUGGUAUUGUAAUUUU